UGGCGACGCUUUCAGUUACGUUUCGACGGCCAACGCGUCGAGUGCUCUUCUUUGCUCACGAAAGAGAAACACAAAACUGGCGAUAGCGAACAACAAAUAAUAGCUGGCUACUAGCUUAUCGUUCUCUCGCGGCUCUCUUCACUGUUUGUGUGUUGUCUGUGUUAGCGGUUAUGGCGCGUCGUGUGCGUGUGUGUUAGUGUGCCAGUUAAACAAUGAGAAAUUGAUUCACGCACCUAAAACAGCAAGAAAAACUCCAAAAGACAAAGAAGUGUUAAUCAAAAAAACAAAAAAUAUAAACUGCAAAUUUUUUAAACAUUUUUUUUCGUGUGCAACCGUAAACAAACCAAAGAAGUUAAAAAGAGAGGGAUAGCGAGAAAGAGCAAUCAAUUUGCAAGCAGGGGAAACUACUACUAAUACUGCAAAAACCAAAUCCAAAAAAAAAAACAACAACAAGAAAAAACAGCGAUAAAAAAUGGGUGAACUGCGAAAAUCGCUGCCGCUGAAUACAGUCGGCGUCUUUUUGGCGCUGCUCCUCUGCAGCUGCUCUUUAAUAGAACUGAGCCAAGCCCAGUCUCCCAUCCUGGAGAUUUUCCCCAAACAGGAGGUCCAGCGCAAGCCGGUUGGCAAGCCCCUGAUCCUCACCUGCAAACCCACAGUGCCCGAGACGUCCCUGGUUGCCGAUCUGCAAUGGAAGGAUAACCGAAACAACACCAUCCUGCCCAAGCCGAAUUACGAUCCACUGUAUGAUUCCAAGGGCAAUAGAAAGAAAGAGAAUGGACGCAACCCGCAGCCGAUGUACACGGAAACGUUGCCCGGCGAAAGUUUGGCCCUGAUGAUUACCUCGCUGUCGGUGGAAAUGGACGGAAAGUACUACUGCACCGCCUCCUAUGCAAAUACCGAGAUCCUCGAGAAGGGCGUCACAAUUAAAACUUACGUGGCCAUUACCUGGACAAAUGCCCCCGAGAAUCAGUAUCCCACUUUGGGCCAGGAUUAUGUGGUAAUGUGCGAAGUUAAGGCCGAUCCCAAUCCAACAAUUGACUGGCUACGCAACGGAGAUCCGAUCCGCACUACCAGUGACAAGUAUCUGGUUCAAACCAAUGGCCUGCUUAUCCGCAAUGUCCAGGAAAGUGACGAGGGCAUCUACACUUGCCGUGCUGCCGUUAUUGAGACUGGAGAACUAUUGGAACGUACCAUUCGCGUAGAGGUAUUCAUUAAGCCAGAGAUCGUGUCGCUGCCCACCAACCUGGAGGCCAUCGAGGGGAAACCAUUUGCUGCCAACUGCACAGCGAGAGGCAAACCAGUUCCGGAGAUCAGUUGGAUUCGCGAUGCUACACAACUGAACGUGGCCACCGCCGAUCGUUUUCAAGUGAAUCCACAAACUGGUCUGGUUACCAUUAGCUCUGUCAGCCAGGAUGAUUACGGCACCUAUACUUGUUUGGCCAAGAAUAAGGCCGGUGUGGUCGAUCAGAAGACCAAAUUGAAUGUCCUGGUUCGUCCGCAGAUCUAUGAGUUGUACAAUGUGACCGGUGCCAGGAACAAGGAAAUUGCAAUCACCUGCCGUGCUAAGGGACGUCCGGCACCGAUUAUUACCUUCCGUCGUUGGGGAACCCAGAAGGAGUUCACAACUGGAGAGCAAGAUGAUGAUCCACGCAUCCUAUUGGAUCCCAAUUACGAUGAGGAACGCGGCGAGAGCAGCGGCACCCUUCGCAUAGCCAAUGCCGAGCGUACCGACGAUGGACUGUAUCAGUGUAUUGCCCGUAAUAAGGGAGCCGAUGCCUAUAAGACCGGACACAUUACCGUUGAAUUUGCACCAGAUUUUAGUCACAUGAAGGAUCUGCCACCUGUAUUCUCCUGGGAACAGCGAAAGGCAAAUCUUAGUUGUCUGGCCAUGGGUAUCCCGAAUGCCACCAUUGAAUGGCAAUGGAAUGGAAUGAAGGUCAAGGAUAGGUUUGAUACCAAUCUAAAAAUCGUCGGAACAGGACCACGUAGCGAUUUGAUUGUCCAUCCAGUCACCAGGAACUACUACUCAGGAUACAAGUGCAUUGCGACCAAUAUCCAUGGUACCGCCGAACAUGAUAUCCAGCUGAAGGAGGCACGUGUGCCAGAUUUUGUUUCCGAAGCAAAGCCCAGCCAAUUGACAGCCACCACAAUGACCUUCGACAUUCGCGGUCCACCCACCGAAUUGGGUCUGCCCAUAUUGGCGUUUAGUGUACAGUACAAGGAGGCCUUGAAUCCUGACUGGUCGACGGCCUAUAAUCGCAGUUGGUCACCAGAUUCACCGUACAUUGUCGAGGGACUGCGACCACAGACGGAGUACAGUUUCCGUUUUGCCGCACGCAACCAGGUGGGAUUGGGCAAUUGGGGUGUCAAUCAGCAACAGUCAACGCCGCGUCGAUCGGCUCCCGAGGAGCCCAAGCCACUGCACUAUCCCAUCCAGCAAGACCAGGAGGAACCAGUGGUCGCCUCAACCUAUUCCGAUCACUUUGAGCUGCGCUGGGGUGUGCCCGCUGAUAAUGGAGAGCCCAUUGACAAGUACCAGAUCAAAUACUGCCCGGGCGUUAAGAUCAGUGGCACUUGGACGGAAUUGGAGAACUCCUGCAACACUGUCGAGGUGGUAGAGACCACAUCCUACGAGCUGAGCCAACUGGUGGGCAACACCUAUUACCGCAUCGAACUGAAGGCGCACAAUGCCAUCGGCUAUUCAUCGCCGGCAUCCAUUAUUAUGAAGACGACACGAGAUAAUCCCCACCCCUCGCCGAGUGGCGCUGCUGCACCCCUGGCCACCCAACUGCUUGCCCUUAGCGCUGCUCUGCUGCCGACAUUGCUACUGAUUUUGCUGCCGACGACGCGCACAGCUUAAACGACCUCAGCUGACGAUGCUUCUCCUGCUUCCACCCAUCAGCAAGCAGUGCUUGGAGGAUCCUUCCGAUGGCCGUUAUCAUGGGUUUUCCUUUCUCUAGUUUUCGUUCGGUGUGUCAAUGUGUAAAUAAUAAGAAACCCUAAUGAAAAAUUAAAAAAAAAAAAACAACUAAUAAAAUUAAACAUACAUCUAACUAGCAAGAAGAAGCGGACAUAAAUUACGUUAAAUGUGCUCAAGUAGAGAAUAUGAUCCAUAAUUAUAUCACUUAGGGCGGGUAACGAUUUCAUUAACUGUACAAAAAAAAAAAAGAAAAAAACAAAAUAAGAAAAACGAAAAUCUAUGAUAUAGUACCUAGUUCAAGAAACCUAAAGAAGAAAGACGAAAACGGAAUGCCAAAACCGAAACACAUGCUUAAUACAACUGAUAAAUUGUACUUAUAUGUAUCCUAUAUCCUAUGUCUAACCGCUAGAGACCUUGUUUAACCACUAAGCCAAAUGUUAUGUUGUUAUUUAGUUGUAUGUUGUGUAUAGCGAGAGCAUUUAUAGAACACAUUCCGAUUACGUACACCACCACCCGUUCGUUCCGCUUAGUUCAAUGUGAAUUUUUAACACACAACACUGCCAAGCGAUAAGAUGAAGGAAAUAAAAAAAAUAAAAAAAACCACAUAAGUAAACCAAAUUUAUAUAUGAGACGUUUUAGCGAAAUUCUACAAGAAGAAUAAACAAAUAUCAAGUGGAUACACGAGUACAAGAGUUACCCAUUUACACUCUAUACCUUACACCUAGAGUUAGCCAAAAAGCUUCUUCCAAAUACUGUUUCCAAGGCAGUUGCAAGCUACUAGCUGUUUAGUCGAGUCUCUGUUCUGUUUUGAGCGCCGCCUAAACGUUAAAGAGAGGGGACAAUAAGUAACUCUAACUAAGUUAAAGCGAUUACGAAUUUUUCCAACCAAAUGUGGGGGCUCACGAAUGUUUUAACCUUCUGUUGAUGAUAGUAAGCGAGCGAGUUUAGUAAGCUAAAACUAAAAUGCCACAACUCGAUCUAGACGAACCGAUAUUCCUGUAUACACGUUUUUUUUUAGCAAGCGAAAUCGAUUUUUCUAGCCAAAUAUAUAUAUCGUAAAUUAAAAACAGAAGAAAAAAUGAAAAUGAAAAUGGAAACAAAAAACGGAUAAAUAAAAUUUAUACCUUUACAAUAUCUAGUUAUACAUACGUAUACACAUAUAGUUAGUGAAUAAUUCAGCCCGCCUAACGUUGCUGAGAAGAGAGAUGGGGAAAGCGAUUUUUUUUAAAACGCCCUCGGGCAAGCAGUAGGAAUUUUCACUGUUCUCACAGAUCACAAUUAAAAACAGAAUGUCAUGAAUGUUGUAAGCAAAUGAAAAUAAAAACAACAUGAAAAACGAAAUCGUAAACGAAAACUAUAAAAAAAAAAAAAAAACGAAACGAAACGAAAAGAAAGCGCCUACCACUUAAGCAGUUCAUUUUGGGUAAUAAAGAGAAAACUUUAACAGAAACAGAAA
Messenger RNA from Drosophila eugracilis, 4376 nucleotides. RefSeq names its product fasciclin-2 (gene Fas2). The record is from RefSeq and is a predicted model, not a curated record. Gene Ontology annotation, biological process: cell-cell adhesion. Gene Ontology annotation, cellular component: membrane; neuron projection. Lineage: Eukaryota; Metazoa; Arthropoda; Insecta; Diptera; Drosophilidae. Gene Ontology annotation, molecular function: protein binding. Bases 473 to 2860 code for a protein of 795 amino acids. The transcript has 9 exons.